Molecule: messenger RNA, 3797 nt
Organism: Plutella xylostella (diamondback moth)
Lineage: Eukaryota; Metazoa; Arthropoda; Insecta; Lepidoptera; Plutellidae
Source: RefSeq, a predicted model, not a curated record
GUCAUAAAUAAAUUAAUGCUAGGAGUCUAGAACUAGGACUUUAAGAGAGAAGUACACCACUUGCUCAUAACACCAUUAUAGGUAUAUACCUACAUUAUAUCGAUAUUAAAGCGCCAAGCACUAGCGUAAGUGUUUACAAAUAGUCCAAAAAAUCCAUCAACACGGCAUAUCAUUGUCGCUCGCUAACAUUUCGAUACUCAUUCACAAAUCUUGCUCCAUUAACCGAACAAUACUGUGUUAGAACAACCAGUCCCAAACUGAGACCAACUAAAUUGUUGAUCUGCGGCCCUUAAGUUAAAAUCGCCCCAAUUUCAAUAACACAAAGUGGCUGCGAAAAACUAGUGAUGUGUAUCAAAGAGUUAAUUAUAACGGUUAUUUUAUUCGAAUUAGCAACGUGUUACGUUAUCAAUAACAACUAUAACAAAAAUGCGUUUGUUGAGAAAAAGAAACCUAGCAAUCUGGUUUUAAUAAAGAAUAAGUACAAAGAUACCAACGAUGGUGAGAACAAGCCUUUAGAUGGCCACGUGGUGUUCCGAGCCAAUUCUCUGGAUGAAGACAAUUUCCCAAAUAAUGAUGUGAAUAUUGUGUCGUACCAGCAGAACAACAAUGUCUUUGAUCAGAUGUACUCGAAUUUUGACAUGGAGCGGAGGAAAAGGUCUAUAGGUAAGUCAGUUAACUAUAGUGUUAGUAAAUAUGUAUAUCUAAAUGUAUAUAAAUAAAUAAAACUGUUUCGAACUGUAAGAUGCGAAAGGCAAUGCGGGGCUUCGCUACUUAAAAACAACAUUUAUUUUCGCCUCGUGUGAGAUCUAUAUUUCCAUAGCUAUUACUUACCUAAUAUCCAUACUUUUUUCACUUCAGGUGAUAAAAGAUCCAAGAACACUGUAGAAAAGCCAUGUAGAAACAAAACUAACUGCAUUGACGAUGUUGAUGAAGACGAUGCCAAUAUUAACCAAAAUACGAAAGGCCCCUUCGUCAAACUUGAAGACUUGCCUUACGUCCUUGCUUUAGUCAAAAAUUAUGAGAUCUCAAAAAAAGAAAUUGAUAGGUUUGAUCAAUUAAAUGAUAUUGAUAGCCUAAUCAACUUAUCUGUUGCACCAAUAAAUACAUCGGAGGAAUUUAUGCAAAAUAAAUUGAAUGAAGGUAAGUCUUCUGUAUCAAAUCCAAUCAAAAGAAGCAGCAUUGAUGUACAGAUUGCUAAAAAGAAUACUCUAGAAAAUAAUCUUAAAUCUGUCGAUAGUAUUCUUAAAGUUACUAGAGACAGAGAAGUUUAUAAAGGUGAACCUCGCACAUGGCCAGAAAAACCAUCAAAUACAGCUUACAAAUAUUCUUCACAUCCUAUAAAUGCUGACAUACAAAUUAAAAACGCAAAAGCCAAAGAACGAACUAGCCAAAUCGACGAAAAGGGACUCAUAAAAGUUUUAUCUAUGCUGACUAAUGCAUUUAAAAAAGUGAUGAAACAGCAUGAUGAUAUUACUAAACUCUAUAAGAAAUUCGAAAAUGGAAACAUUAAAUUAAAUCAAAAUAUUUCGGCUUUCGUCAGUAAAUUCAACGAUUUUGAAACUAAAUAUAAUUUUCUAGUAGAAUAUUUCAAUAAAGUGCCUAACGUCCAGCAAAUGCUGUCGGAUAAAGAAAAGUUCUUUGCAAAAAAGGAAGCUGAAUUGACCAAAAACCUGCUGGACUUGCAAGCACAACAAAGGAAAUUUUUGAUGCAGCAAAAACAGUUUUAUACAGUUCAGAAGAUUCUUUUGGCCCAGAAUGAGAAGAUUAGCUCAAGACAAUUUGUAAUAUCUAAAACCCAACACGACAUAAUGAAUCGCCAAAAUAUCUUUACACGGAUGCUAAAGAAGAUUAAACAAGCUCAUGUUGAUCAACGACCGAAAUUAAGCAAGAUUAAUGAGACUAUCGUUUUAAAACCAAUAGUUACUGUGAAGACUGUGAACCAAGUUGAUCAGACCACUCCGAUGGUUACUGAAACAAGCACACAACUCUUCACAAGCACUCCACAACAGUCUGAAUCAGUAAAGAUUAACCUUUUCUCCAUACCAAUAGAGAAGAAACUCAAAAACCACGAUGCACAAAUUCUUCGAGAAAAAGAUUUCCAAACUGUUGACGAUUUAGUUUACAAAUUCUAUUUCAACAAUACCUUCAUUGAGAGCCUCAUAAAGGCCUCAGGGCUUCUUGCCAGCAUUAUCAAUCAACCGGACUCGCCAACAAUAUUCAAAUCAGCUUUAAAAAGGACCAACAUGGCGCCAGCAAAGACAAUUUAUCGCCAAAAACCUAGCCCUAAAAGCAAUUUAACGGCUUUGAAAAGACAAAGACGAUGGGUGAAGCUUCAUUCUAGAAGAAAACAUUCUACCAAUGGAGUAGCACUUAGCAAUUCAUUUAUUGACACAAACAUUUUGAGUUUCAACGAUAUUGAAACGAAAAAGAAUGAUCCUUUUGUACAAAUGGCAAAGACUUUCUGUAAUCAGAUUGGCCAAAAUGGUAAUGUUCAGAUCCUAAGCUGGUGCAUUGAAAAGGCGUUGAGAAGACUGAAAUAUUUGGGCGUAAAAUCAACGUACAAACCAGUGCAAGGAACGAAAACAAUAAAGAAAGAACUGGAUUUAAAAUCAAAAUCCGGCAUUUCCAAUAACAUGCCUGAGAAGACUGCCAAAGUUGAUUUUAUUAAGAUGGCUGAAGUUACAUCUAGCACCAACGAAAUGAAACUACUUGCUACUACCUCAGCAUCACCUACAUCUUCAUCUACAGCCGCCACCACUGCAGCAUCCACCACACUGUCACCUGAACUGAAAGCUUCUACUGUGUCUGUGUUCUUCCCAGAUAAUACAGCUCUAGAAAACAACUUACAGCAGUAUGAACUGACGGAUGACGAUACCGGCAACGUUUACUUCGAAGGUAGUCUACACGCCAGUGAUGUUGUGCACUCGCAUGAGGACGACGCGGUAUCAGACGUGGUCCCCGGCAUGGACAGCGACUCUCGCGCCGAGGUGGACCCCGCCACCCUGCGGCUGCAGGCACGGAGGCGGGAAAACGUCAGGAGGAUCAAUGAAAGUAUACUGAAACGGAUAGCAAAAGGAUAGUUCAACGGAAACCUCCUGUAACGAAUAGAUGAAACUAGUAUCUACAGGCAACGGUAUACUUAGUCGAGAAUCGAUCCGACGAUUUAUCGAUAGUAAGAUUUUUGCUCCCUAAAGGUAAGCGUCCACCUUUUAGGCGUCGUACGCAACGGACGCAUCGCAUUAUUUUAAAGAAAUUCACAUGUGUCUCCACUUCAUCGGCAUUAGAGUGCGUUUCAUCGGUUAUAAUAUAUGCCGUUAUGUUGGUAGCAAUGGUUUUUAGUGCUGCCACAAAAUUGAAAAUAAGCUUCCCCAAAAAUUUGGUAUUUUUAUGUUGUUUUAAUUUAUUUAUGUAAAGAAAUAAUAUAUUUCUUUACUCAAGCCAUUUUUCACUGUCUCAAUAUUAUGAGCAGGGUAAUUGAUAUAUUCCUUUAAAUAAUAAAUUGUAGCUGCCUGACAUUGAAAAAUUGUUAGAUUUAGUUGUAAAGUAGCUAAGUUGGCAACAUUACAGGCUUGACAAACAGGGGUGCCAACAUAACGGCAUAUCUAAUAUUCUAUGAAACGCACUCUACCUAAGCCGUUUCUCCACACAUAAGGGACAAUCCGAUACGUACGAUACCGUGGACGUUUACCUUUAUAAUGGUACUAGCUGUUCCCGCGAGCUUCGCUUCGCCUUAAAAAUUAGCCUAUGUUCUUUUUCAACUUCUAGACCAUAUUAUGUAUACCAAAUUUAAUUUAAAU